Molecule: messenger RNA, 2339 nt
Organism: Notodromas monacha
Lineage: Eukaryota; Metazoa; Arthropoda; Ostracoda; Podocopida; Cyprididae
Source: the annotation of a GenBank genome assembly
UUGUUUGCACGUAUAUUUGAAAGGUGUCCGAAUUUCGAAAUGGGUAUUUAAUUACAGUACAGGACUUUUCAAAUUUUGGAAGAAUGGAACGUCAGCGGGGAAAGCGCGCGUCGUGUCUGAAAGUGUACACGCGAAUAGACGAUGAAGUGACUCAGACUAGAAGCAGUUCCAAUCCUUCUUCACAAGAACGUAUGUCGGAUGUGAAUACAGACUUCACCUCGACCACCACCAUGCGACGUUCCAUGAAGCGAGUCAGCUUUGCAAGGCAACUACAGCAAGUGCACGUGUUUGAGAGGAACCACGGGAAUUCCCCGAUGCACCAUCAAGCAGAUGAGAAUUGCCCUGUUCGUCCUACUGACGAGAACGCCUUUCAUGGACUUCUGCAUGACCCAGUGAAGCUUGUUGAUGGGGGAGAUGAUAUGGAUAUUUCAGAACUUGGAAGUUCUGUUGUCGAAGAUAAUCGAUCGCUUGUUUUCAUCCCCGACGAGGAUGUCGGACGAGAAAAUGUUUUUGAAAAAUCUGCCUUCAUAACUGACGAAAAUUUCGAUGGUUCCGAAGUUGAAGGUGGUGAAAUCGAGCGACAACCCUUAAAUCCGUUGAAUAUUUCAACGCCUCCAAGACUCGAUUCGCUUCCACUGGCGGAAAUGGAAUCGAGCAUGUUCUUUUUGCGAACGCCGGAAAUUCGAAGGUUUGGCAAUACUCAUAUACAAGUAAAACCUGCUGCGAUGGAGUUCGAAGAUUCGGCGAAACUUGACGACGCGACAGCAUACGAAUCUUUACGGCCGAACUGUUCGUCAAGAACGCAGAACAUCACUUCCAGUCACGAAGACUCAUCCAGACGUCGAUUGACUCAAGUUUUGAACGUAUCCGAUGCAUUCAACGUUCAGCGACCGAUCGUCGACUCCGACAUGGAGAUCUCCAACCGUUCUGACAGCAUCGUAAACCCACUUUCAGUUCCUCACAAACCGCUGACAUCAACCUUGGUCGGAUCCGGGCAGAAGUCCUUCAGCAUUCAUUGUUCCAGUGAUGAAGAAAAUUUCAGUCCCGUGAGCAUUCCGAAGUACCAGCAUGAUCGAAAAUCGAGGAAAAGCUUUUUUCCGGAUCAUGAUCGGGCUUCUUUCUUGGUUACGCCGCUGCAAAUAUCAAUAAACACCAGUUCUAAUCUCGUUCCUCAAAAGAACCCUCAUCUUCGCAUGCCAGAAAACCCGUUCACCCUGCCUGGAACAGAAACAUUUUUCAAACAAGCGUCGAAGUCUGUGCGACGAGCAAAAGUCCCUAAAUUUGUUCUUUCCCAGAAAGAUCCGGAUAUAAUCAGAGAUACUGCGGAAGAGGAAGCAAAAUCCCGGGAAAAGUCGCGAGUGGAUAGUGAACGCUUUAUCCAAGAAGAACUUGAAGCCUUCAAGAAAAAAGUACAAGAAAUCAAAGAGUCUAUUGAAGUUGCGCGGAAAAGCUCCGGAAAAAGUUCAACUCGUGUAAUUCGUGGCGGCGCCUUGAAGAAAUGUUGGUGGACCGAGAAAGUCGGUGUUCCGUUGAGAAACCCGCAAGCGACUUCCUGGGGCUCUUGUAAGCGUUACCUCGAUUUAACUCAUUCCUCGAAAUCAGCUAUUCAGAAUUUUCUCAUGAACCCGUGUAAUGAGAUUGAGAGUUUCGAAAUGGUCUUACCUGAAGCGAAAGGUUACAUAGUUCUAGAACUGGGCGAACCCUUCCUUGCACCUCAAGUUGGCGAUGCGCAAACUCUUCAUUGGGACAUUCGUUCAAUCAGUCUGCGUUGUGCUCCUUCUGAAUCUGUUUUCGAUUCCAUGAGCUCCGCCGUGUUGACAGCCGCGUGGAAUCGACAUAAAAAUGUGUGGCGUCAGUUCAAAACCACCGAGACGUGGACGUUGAUGAUGGAGAAGUUGUCGCGUUGGGUGUACUUGACGAGUUUUUUCUUCACCGAUAUCGAUAUCUGCUCGCUGCAAAGGCCGUGGACUCAGUUGAGCUUUCCAACUUCCAACACAAUCCGCCUGCAGGCGUGGUGUGAGCUGGAUGUAUGUUGUGAAUUUUUUUCUGAAGUUGAAUUCGACUUUUCCAAGCAAUAUCCGGAAUGCAAGAUUCGGGUGAAUUCAGUGAAAUGCUCGGUGAUGCCUUUGGAUGUAAUUGUGUCGAAACGAAUUGCGAACCAAAUGAUCGAUACCUUCAGAAGCAAGGGUAUAACUGGUAUGAUGGAUGUCUUGAUUGAGCAGGCGAACAAGAGUCAUUCUUCGAACGCUUUCGAUCAUGUCUAUGCUUGCGGAGCCGCGGAAAAGGCAGCGAUGGUCGAUGAAUCCAAAUGGAAUGAAUUGGUCGUGCGAUUUCUCUAG